Messenger RNA from Daphnia pulicaria, 1307 nucleotides. It is a transcript of the gene 128up, whose product is annotated as GTP-binding protein 128up. Bases 120 to 1223 code for a protein of 367 amino acids. The transcript has 8 exons. Gene Ontology annotation, cellular component: cytoplasm. The record is from RefSeq and is a predicted model, not a curated record. Gene Ontology annotation, molecular function: GTP binding; GTPase activity. Gene Ontology annotation, biological process: cytoplasmic translation. NCBI's taxonomy places the organism in Eukaryota, Metazoa, Arthropoda, Branchiopoda, Diplostraca, Daphniidae.
UUGUCACAUUUCUUUUUUGCUAAGGAUUCACCGCCGUGCCAGGCUUUUUUCUUUCCCAGUUUCGGGUUUUGAUCUUUUGUUUUUGUUUAGAUUAGGAAUAACCAAUAAACUAUUGAAAAAUGAGUGGAGUUUUGGAGAGAAUCGCGGCUAUCGAAGCCGAGAUGGCUAGGACUCAACGAAACAAAGCGACCGCUCAACAUCUUGGUCUGCUCAAAGCUCGUUUGGCCAAGCUAAGGAGAGAAGUCCUGACACCAAAAUCAGGUGGAGGUGGGCCUGGUGAAGGUUUUGAUGUUGCUAAAACGGGAGAUGCCCGUAUUGGAUUUGUUGGUUUUCCGUCAGUGGGUAAAAGUACACUCCUCACCACCUUGGCAGGAGUUUAUUCAGAGGUGGCAGCCUAUGAGUUUACCACACUGACAACAGUCCCUGGCUGCAUUCGUUACAAGGGUGCAAAAAUUCAGUUGCUGGAUUUGCCUGGUAUUAUUGAAGGUGCCAAGGAUGGUAAAGGUCGUGGUAGGCAGGUAAUUGCUGUAGCCCGAACCUGUAGCCUUAUCUUUAUUGUGCUGGACGUCCUGAAGCCUCUGCAGCACAAGAAGAUUAUUCAGCGUGAGCUCGAAGGCUUUGGCAUUCGUCUCAAUAAACAGCCGCCCAAUAUCGGCUUCCGCAGGAAGGAGAAGGGUGGUGUCAAUCUCCAAACUCUCGUACCGCAAAGCGAGCUCGAUUUGGACAUUGUCAAAACUAUUUUGUCCGAGUAUCGAAUCCACAAUGCUGACGUGACUCUUCGUUAUGACGCCACGGCCGAUGAUUUGAUUGACAUUAUCGAGGGAAAUCGAGCUUACAUCCCUUGCAUCUACCUACUCAACAAAAUUGACCAAAUCAGCAUCGAAGAAUUGGAUGUCAUUUACAAAAUUCCGCAUUGUGUACCCAUCUCUGCCCAUCACAAAUGGAAUUUCGACGACCUUCUCGAGAAGAUGUGGCAAUACCUCAAACUUAUGCGAAUUUACACAAAACCAAAAGGACAAUUGCCCGACUACAAUGCCCCAGUCGUUUUGCAAUCUGAUAGGUGCACUAUGGAGGAAUUCUGUAACAAACUGCAUCGCACUAUUCUCAAGGAAUUCAAAUAUGCUUUGGUAUGGGGAUCUUCCGUGAAGCAUCAGCCACAGAAAGUUGGAAAGGAUCACGUUCUUAACGACGAGGAUGUCGUGCAAAUUGUCAAAAAGGUUUAAUUUGACGUUGUUAAGCGACAGACAAAGCAGCUGUCAUCCGGGAACAUACAGGAGAAAUGAAUAAAGUGAAUUGUUUCUCUUCCA